Molecule: messenger RNA, 7377 nt
Organism: Linum trigynum
Lineage: Eukaryota; Viridiplantae; Streptophyta; Magnoliopsida; Malpighiales; Linaceae
Source: the annotation of a GenBank genome assembly
GUCCCAAGACAGAGCGGCGGCAAUCAUAGCUAGCAGUACAACAUUCUUCUUCUCUUUUCUGACAAAAGGCAAUAGAAGGGAAGACAAAAUUCUCUUUUCCUGAUUCUAAUACACACAGCUUCAUCUUCUUUCUCUUCCAGGAGGCUUCCUUCUUCUUCCUCCCCACGAUCAGUAACUCUACUUCCUCCUUGGUUCUCCUCAGCUGAAAAACAAACAGAUAGAACCAAAAACCAACAGAAAACCCAUACAGAGAACAAGAAGGGAGACAAAAAUUCCCUUAUACCUUCUUUAUUUGUUCUUUUUCACCACUUUUUCCUUGCAAAAAAACAUACAACAACGAUGCGAAAAAAGAAAAGCAGUAGGAGAAGAGGAGCAGAAAGACGAAAGCAGCUUCAGCCACUCCUCCAACCACGAUAAAAGGUCAAUAUCCAAAUCCCAACCAUUAUCAUACAUAAUCAAUCAUCUCAUCUUCCUACCAUGUGAAGCUUUUCUCAAAAAAUCAAUCUACUACCAAGCAAAUUACAAGUCGGCAAUUCACACUAUAAUAACAAAAGCAAUCAACAAAUCAGAUAUAUUGCUUUUCCUUAUGGGUUCAUUAUAUUUACUUCCCUAUUUAUCUCAGUACUUUGAUUUAAAUAUUUCAUGUUUAAGCCUACUACAAUACUAGACCUUUAAAUCUAUAUUUGUUCAUCAUUUACUAUUUCUUUUCGCGUUCUGCUUAUUUUUUGUAUGUUGGACUAUACACCUAACCAUCACUAGGCUAAAUUCCCCAGUUAAUCCAUCAUACAGAACACAUAAUUUCAAUCUCAAAACCCGGUUAUUCUCACACAAUCAAACCCACGCAAUUAGUAUCAAACUUCCAAUUUUGAAACCAAUACACCGAUUCUCAGAAUCAAACCCACCAUGAACAACAUAAACUUUCAAGACUCAAACCCACAUCAUAAAACCCACUUUUCCAGUUUCAAAAUCUUUCCAGAUUCACAAAAGCACUUCAACCGCAAUCACAAAUCAGUGAUCACACAAUAAACUACCAGCGAUUCAAACUACCACUACCACCACCAAAAUCCUCAGAAGCUAAACGAUGUUGGCAUUAAUCAUCUACUACCCUACCCAACACCAAUACAAAUCAAAAGAAUGCGAUUUUACCUAGAAAUUUCCCAGUUCAAAACCUGCAAAAAUAAGAAAGGAAAAAUCAGAACUAUAAAGUCAGGAUACGUAAAUCACAAAGGAAACAAAGGAAAGACUUCAAAUUCAAUUAUUACUAAAACAAAGUUCCUUUUUGUACCAUCGUCGACGCUGGCAAAGCUGGGACUGCCGGCGGCAGCUGUCCUCUUUUCUCCCUAAACCGAACCUUUAAACCCAUGAAUCAAAACAAAAACCCAAAUCAGAACUCUUAACAACUAAAAACCCCAAGAAAAAUCAUGCAUACCCUUACCUGUUAGAACCCACCUGCUCUUUCAGCCUCGUCGUCUCCACGGCCAAAAACGAUUUGCCUCCAUCGCCGGAGUUUUGAGACAUCCUUUCCCAUCACUCCUCCUUUCAUAUGCCUCAUACCCAGUAGAAAACAAACGCAAGACGAAUUCGAUUAGAACCCUAAACAACCAAAUCGAGCCCCAAAAAUGCGACAUGCAACCGAAAAUUAGACAUACCACUGACCUUCCUCGUCGCCGCGACAAUCGCCAGCGUCGACUGCUUCAGUCAUCGUCGCCGGUGUCCUUGUCCUCUUCUUUCAGUUCCUCUCAGAGAGGAGAAUACAGAUCGAGAACGGCGAGAGAGAGAGUGAGGGAAAAUGGAAGGGUUUGGUCCAUUUUUUUUUUUUACUUUGCUCAAUCGAGAGGAGAGCAGAAGGGAAGAGGGAUCGAAUUGAGGGGAGUGAGCAGAUUGGGUUUGGUUUUUUUUCUCUGGUUCGUUUUCGUGGAAGAGAGGACGAGAGAGAGAGAGAGAGACAAAGGGGAGAGCGGCGGCCGGUUUAGGUGAGUGAGUUUUAGGGUUUCGUUUUGAUCCCAGGAGAUGAACAUAUACCUAACUUACUAAAACAGCCCUAGGGUUUCCUGAGAUUUACGUGACUUGCCACCGCGUUUUGAAUCAUUUACUAAAAUACCCCCGCUUUGAUCUCUGCAAGAAAACAACAUCGCAAAAGAAACACCUCUAGCUCUACUCGAACACGAAACCUUAAGCUCAUAAGCAUAUAGUGAAGCGCCUAAACACCGAACUACGUGGACUUUGAUCCCGAUUAACUCGGGUACGUAGGCAACCAAUAGGUUCGAGUCCAACUAAUAAAAAAUAUUUUCUUUACUUUCUAGAUUUUGCGUCAAUAGACGGAUAAUCUAAUUGUAUACCAAUUUUAACUCUUUAGUCGAAUUGGACUCCAAAAUACGUAAUUAACAAAUUUUAAAUAAUAACUAUCUAAUUAAUCAAAUCAUAUAAUUAAAUACAUCAAGAAAGCCGCAAAUAACAAUACACCCAAUUCUUUAAAAAAAACUUAUCGAUUUAAGUAGUACCCAUUUGGGGCGUUGUGGGAUGUGAAUACACUUCCCCACACGUAACCGUACUCCCGAACCCAAAUCUCCAAUAUUCGCAGACCAGAUUUCUGGUUUUAACCUAAAUAACAAAACCGGAAAUGGGUGUUCGACCCACCCCAAGCUGCGGUCGAUGGCGACUCCGAGCAAUCGCGAGCGGUACCUCCGAUCUCGAAGGGCAGUUGCGACAGUGGCGUCUCCGCUGGGGACCAAUUUGAGAGUCGAGCUAUAUUAUUUAUAUCGAUAAGUUUUCUUACUAUCUUUGAUAUGUUGGGUGUUUACCUUCUCUAUUUGCACAUUUAAUUUAUAUCGCUUUUAAUUAUUUGCAUUCAUUCAUAAAAGCUCUAUACCCGAGCUGUCCUUAUAGAAAAGAGGAAGAAAGUACCGUGACUCAUACAAUAGUAGGGGAAAUGCGAAAACUUUCCAACCAGGUUGAACUCAAAUCCGAGGAUGAUUUGAGGUAUCAUGCUAAACUCGAAAGGGUUAAAGUGUGGUACAACUUGGGAGUCUGAUUCCUUAAGAUCCCUAUCCAGCAUAUAGUUUACCUAGAAAUUACCUAAACCGCAACUUAUCCUGAAACCUACAUUAAACCUUGUUGCUAAACCGCUUAAAAACCUAAGUUGUUUGAAUAUGAUGAUGUGUUUAUGAUUCAUGUUUGUUUAUGAUGUAACGAAUUAUGAUUCAUCGGUUAUACAUGAAUGUCGUGGUUAGAUGCUAUGCAAAGUUUAUCAAAAUCCGUGACACUAGCAUUCUUUCGUUAGUUCGUUGUUCACUCGUUUAAAACCAAUCAUGAUGGUAAAUGUUCAAACAUUCUUGCAUCCACAAAAAAAAUCAUCUUUCAUACGCACAAUCGUACCAUUUAACACGACUAUCUUACAUUCAUCUCAUUUAGCAUGACCAUCAUUCACUCAUCUCAGUUGGCAACAUGUCACAAUUUAACCAUGAUAUGUCAAGGAUUCUCUAAAGUUGCUCAUUCACAAGGAUAAAGUCAACCUUUGAGUACAAUUUCCAAGGUUGUGCUCGUUACGGAGUUCAUUCUAGAAGCAAUUUGAUGACACCAAAAGAAGGUCAACCAUAUAUGAAGAAAUGAAAUGACAAGUUGCCAUGUUCACGAGAAGUUUGUCAAAAAUUCAAAGAAGAAGCCAAUCGUCCAUACAUCGACAAUGACCCAUUUAUCACUCAUGGGGAUUAGUUGGCACGCUGCAAGACGAAGCUCUAUUCAAUAAUGAUGUCAAUCCUCAUGAGCAAAUGAGCAUGAAUGCGUAUUACCUUAUGUAUCAAACAAUCUCCUUCAUACUAAAGAAUAGAAUGUCAUUUGCAUUUCCACCGAUUUGGGACAUUGUGUGACUACUACCGAUUUUGAUUUAGAAGUUUGCAUCAAUGAUUCCUUCUCUUUACAAAGUGAUGGACAUCUUUCCAAAAAAACAAAACUUUAAGAUCAACUUGUUCUCAAUUUAAGCCAUGAGAUUUUCAUAUUAAGCCAAUACAAGCACCCCACUGGUGUCGAGUGAUUUAUAAAUACUUAGUCGAUAUCAAUAAUUUUUGCAGCAGAGUGUGCACACCCUACCGGUGUCGAGAGUUGAGCACCCACACUAAACUUGAGAGUAUAAACACCCCACUGGUGUCCAUAAGUAACAUAAGCCAAAUAGUCAAAGGGUUUAACGAGGAUACGACAUCAGGCUAUUUGUAGAGGCUUGUCAGUGCCAUUUCGAACAUCUCUAUCAAAUCAGGGCUUGACUAGAAAGGGGGUUGAGUUAGCCUAAUUACUAUAUCACAAUUCUCAAGUUUCUCACAGAAUCCUCAUGAUUAGAAGGUUGGGGAAGCUGAAUAAUCAUAUUUGAUGAACUCGUUGGUGCUCAAAAUCAAAAGCGUCAAAAUGACACCAUGUAGGGGAAAUUACAAAGUUAAGUAAGUCCCACACAAAAAAAGAGCAAAAGCAAAAGCAAAAAAUAAAAAAGCCAAAAAGGCAACGAAAAAUCAAAAUAAAAAAGAAAGACAGAAAAAGCUCGUGGGACUUACACGUUAGAUACCCCUGCACGAGCGCUUGAAGUCAUAAAACUAGUCGCGAGGGAAAGUUAUUGACUACCUUUUCUAAAAUGCCAAAAGGAUGAUUUCGAGACUACCGUCAACGUGGUCACAAAAGCGAUGUAGAUUCAUUCUCUCAGCCAACUUGUCUACACACUCCUGCGAGGGCUAGUCAUCAAAUUAAUCACCUAUCCAAAUGAAGAGUAUUCGUCUGCCAAACCUGAAGAAAUGACACAAGUACACUCGAAUAAGAUGGGGCACCCAAGAGAAGAAUGUCUGCCUGAUCUAAAAUCCACUCCAUGAUCAUCCUCAUUUUCCAUCACUUGAACUCUCCCUUUCAAGAUAAACAAAAACCACCAUUAUAAUAAUGCUUCAACAGCCAUGCCUGCACCACAAAAGGGUUUACCACAUUCAUUAUUUUGAUAACCAAUGAGAAGUCAAAGCUUGUAUCAUACAAGACCUUCAUCAUCCAUCCUUUCAAGGAAAAAAAAGGGGCACGACAAGUGACAAGAUUUCCAGGAUCAAAUUUCUACUCAAAUUACCUAGUCGAGCUUAUCCCUCAAAAUCAAAAUUGCAAGACAAGGGGGCAACCUAAGCCAAAAUAUACCCGCAAGGAUACCCAAGACGAGCCACCAUUCUCGGGAAAAAUGAGAGCUCCACAACAAAGAUUUCAUUUACCCAUCAAUCAAUCUCAUACUUUGGGGACAAGCCAAAAAUUCCUCAACAAUGGACUUUUCGCCAAGAAAUUAUCUCGCCUAUCCAUCAAUCAGUCUCAUACUUUGGGGAAAGCCAAACAUCCCUCCACAAGGAACUUCUCACGACAAGAAAAGACGAUCCCCAUUAUAUAUCAACUAGAUUCAUACCUUGGGGGCAAGCCAAAAAUCCUCAAAAUGGAGCUGCCUAUGACUAAGGCCAUAUCAUAGGAUCUUCCUUUACCAACCUCUCAUUUGCGACAAGCAUAAUUUUCAUACCAUGAGAACUCUUACAGUUGGAGUCAUACCAAACCAAGCUUUUUUCGGGAAAGUUCGAGAACUUUUACCACGAGAACAUACAAAGAUUGCUCGAACUCUACAUGAUCAACAAACCUAUACCUCGAGCACGCUUUUUCAUCAAUGUGGUGACUAGAAUCUUAAUAGUAGCCGAAGUAUCGUAAACUCGAAGCAUCCAUAGAAAUGAAUGAGAGUGAAUCUGAGCAUGAGAGUGAGAGUAAAAGUGAGGGCUUAAAGAUAUUCUCAUGGCUUGGCUUAUGGAAAAAAGUUUUUAAAUAAUGUGGCAAUAACCACACAAGAAAUCUUUUUCUCAUGUUGCACACACUUCCCUCAAGCGAGCCUUUGAUUUCUAAAAUCAGGUUCUCAUCAUACUUUCUCAAAUGAGAAUUUUCAAACUUUGUUGCAUUCAUCUUAAGUCAAGAUUGGUAAAAGUCACAUUUUGUUCCGAAAAGAGGAAAACAAGUAACAUAUCUACGGGGGCAAGGUGAGAAGACCCGGAGUAGAAGCAGUUCAAAUACCCAUGAAGUGAUUCUCCAAGUCCAUCAACUCAUGAUUAAAUGGGAAAUCUCAGAUAUUCUGAAUCAUUCCGUUCAAGCUACCCAACCUAUCAAUCAAACCAUCCUUCAACGAAAUAUUUUGUACAUCAUACCUCUCGGUGAAAUCAAUCAAGCAUGUCUAGAAAACCGACAUCAACAAGACAAUACCCCUAGAUAAAUAAAAUUCCUCUUAGCCAAGCACGACAUGCUCACAUGGCAAGAAGAUCAAUUAAACUAAAUGAGCACACUAUUGUGAUACCACCAUGCUACAUAAUCCUCCUACAUAAUCAAUCUACCAGGCACAUAUCAUGAAUAAGAAGGUCAUAUGGCUAACGUAUCAGCCACUCAAGCACCAGUGUCCAAGGUCGAGAAAACUGAGGACCAACCUUUCAUCAAAGUCCCCAGAAAUACAAUACCUUGGGCUCACUAAGCAAACAAAGAGGACAAACUAUAUGGCAAGCCCAAUACCUCGAGAUGAUGACUCACGCUCGAAGGAAGAAAGUACCUGCCGGAGACACCCAUGAUGCUCUAGCGCGAGCACAACUAAGGAGCAAGUUCACUAAAAGAAUGACGUAGUUCCUUGUGGAUGAUCGGUUUAAGAGAAUCCAUGAAAAAAUAUCGAAGCCAUUAUUAGGGGUCUUACUCUUCCCUUUGCAUACUUUUCAAGACAUCAUCAUAUAACUCCUCAUACAUGCAUACACAUCAAACAUAUCACAUGAAGUCAUUUAUUAGAUGACUAAUUACAAGAAAUUCAAAGACAAAUAUUAAUAUUCAUUAGUGGGCAUAGCUUUCCAUCAACAUAUCUCAUCGCGACAUUGCAUCACAUCAUAUCACAAAAUAUCUUGCAUUUGCACAUCAUAAUGAAGUCAAAUUCAAAUCUUUACCAAUAUCAAGUUUGACACAUACCUAAGAUCUACCUAAGACUCUACCAAUUGCUUGUUUCAACAACUCAUGUCAAACACAAAAAUCUAUACCACUCGUGAUUGAGUUAAACUUUCUCAUAUCCUCAUGAAUUUUACCACGAUGAUACACAUGAUCAAACUUGCUAUACUGCCACGAGGCAAAUCCAAACCAGGCUAUACUGCCACAAGAAAAAAACCAUGCCAUAGCGCUACCAUGAUCUAACCAACCCCAAAUCAGGCUAUACCGCCAUGGGAACAAGAUAGAACCAUAUCAUGCUAUACCGCCAUGGAUAAAACCCUAAACUAGGCUCUACCGCCACAGGACCACAAAACCCCAAACCAGGCUAUACCGCCAUACAGAACCGAAUGCAGGCUAUACCGCCACACAUAAACCAAUGUAGGCUAU